AUUGCUAGCUCUCGUUUUCCAACCAUUUCUCACAAUUUGAGUCGCGGUCUUGACAACUUCGAAAGACAAGACCGGAAGCACUGCGUCUUCACGACCGCGGACUUGACCGCGUAGCACGGUGGAGGUCCCGGCUGUGAGCACAUGCACAGAUCCGGGAGCGGCUCACACUGAUCGCCCACUUGGAGGCAGAGGACGACGUGAGACGGGGGAAGCAAACAAAGCCAAGAUGGCAUCAGCCAGAGAGGAGAGAGACGCGGCCGACCAGAACUUCGACUACAUGUUCAAGCUGCUGAUCAUCGGCAACAGCAGCGUAGGGAAGACGUCCUUCCUGUUCCGCUACACGGAUGACUCGUUCACGUCCGCCUUUGUCAGCACGGUGGGCAUCGACUUUAAAGUCAAGACCAUCUACAGGAACGACAAGCGCAUCAAGCUGCAGAUCUGGGACACAGCGGGUCAGGAGCGCUACCGCACCAUCACCACAGCUUACUACAGAGGAGCGAUGGGUUUCCUCCUCGUAUAUGACAUCACAAGUCAGGACUCCUUUGUGGCGGUACAAGACUGGGGAACGCAAAUCAAGACGUACUCGUGGGACAACGCCCAGGUGGUGCUGGUUGGGAAUAAGUUGGACUUGGAGGAAGACAGGCAGGUCCCAACCGAAGAUGGUCAGAGACUCGCUACAGAGCUCGGCUUUGAGUUCUUCGAGGCCAGCGCCAAAGAAUGCAUCAACGUGAAGCAGGUUUUUGACAAGCUGGUGGACGUCAUCUGCGACAAGAUGAACGACGGCGUCAGCAGUGACGCCUCUCCAUCGCCCAAUCACAAGGAAGCCGGCUUGAAGGACACUCCUCGCGGCAUCCAGGGGGGCUGCACAUGCUGAUGGCCAAUACGCUCGCACACACACAUUGCUAAGCUUGUCGACUUAUUCUUCCUCAAUCGGGCCUUAUUUAAAUGUGACUGUUACACUGAAAUACCAAAGAGCUGCUUAGCGGACACGUGCCUUUGACCUUGCCCCUUAUUUAUCACUUUUGUGUGUGUGGAAGCAGGCACCUGUUGCAGGCAAACAUAUGGACCAAACCGGAGAGCAGUGAGGAUCACAGUACUUGUGUCAUGCCGCCACCUUGUGGCUGUGUUAGGAAGUUGCAUAACCGUGACGUCAAGGUACAAGGGGAGCUCAUUGUUGAUGUCAUUGUCUUGGAAUGUUUUGGGGGGGGUUUCCACUGUAAAUGGUCACUGAUAAGACAAUAUUUCUUUUGCCACCUGUUUCUUUUAUUUCCGCCUUCAAAUUGGGGAAUUUAAAGGGUGCUUUACACUAUGUCUGCUGUUAUGUUUUGGAAUAAAAUACUUAUCAUAUUUUUAAAAAUUUUUUGUUGUACAUUGUAGUAUUUAUUACCAAAAUGACCGCGCUUUUGGGAUUUCUCCUACCCAAAAAGUAGGUCCAACUUAUUCCUUCCUUGUUUUAAUAAUCCAAGAUGGAUAGAUGACCUUAUUUCAGUAUAUUAUGGAGUUGCUUGUGUACUGUAUGUGCCGUGUUUAUUUUAUUGGCCUCCAAUUUGAAAUGACCCAGUUGACGUGGUCCAGAUAAGAAAUCUUUAAUCGGUAAGUCCAUUUUUCUAUUUUCAUUGCGCAUCAGCUGUAAAUGCUUGUGGUUGCGUCGUAAAUGUUGCCAUGCCAAAAGGGACUUUGACCACCAGGAAAUGUUGCUUAUCUGCCAGGC
Molecule: messenger RNA, 1711 nt
Organism: Hippocampus comes (tiger tail seahorse)
Lineage: Eukaryota; Metazoa; Chordata; Actinopteri; Syngnathiformes; Syngnathidae
Gene: rab3da
Product: RAB3D, member RAS oncogene family, a
Exons: 5
Coding region: 227-874 (215 amino acids)
Molecular function (GO): GTPase activity; GTP binding
Source: RefSeq, a predicted model, not a curated record